Salvelinus sp. IW2-2015 is the source of this 2565-nucleotide messenger RNA. The record is from RefSeq and is a predicted model, not a curated record. NCBI's taxonomy places the organism in Eukaryota, Metazoa, Chordata, Actinopteri, Salmoniformes, Salmonidae.
CCAGCAUCAGAAGAAGCCCAGCCAGCAGGAGGCGGAGCAGCAUCAGGCCACGCCUCCUGACCAGGGACCCUCUGAGUCCCAGGCCGUCACCAGCCCCGCCACCUCGCCCCAGAGCACUGGCUCACCCUCGUACUCCUCUCCCCAGGAGGAGGUGCAGCUGAGACCCCGCCGGCGCACCUCGGCCGGCCGCGGCCUCUCGCGCCUCUUCUCCUCCUUCCUGAAGAGGCGUUCCCAGUGCGAGGAGGACGGGGGAGAGAAGGGGGAGAAAGGAAGGGACGGGGAAGAAGCCAAGGCGCCCAUCGCUGACUGUGAGCCGGAGCUCAGGAUCGAAGGCGAUCAGAACCUCGACCUGCACUCACUCAGCAGCAACGAGGCGCAGCCUGUCCAGAAGGAAGACCCUGACACCGAGAAAGACUCUGAGGAAGAGGGGGGAGAGACAGAUAAGGAGAAAAGAGAAGAGGACAGUGCCCAGGAGAAGGAGAAAGAGGAGGAGGAGCCUGAGAAAGAGGGAGCAGAGAAGACCACAGAGGAAGACGCUCAACCCCCUAAGCCUCCCCGUCGACCCAGGAUCAUGCAAAUUAAAGUUACACUGCUGGACGACACUCUGUUUGAGUGUGAGCUGGAUAAACAUGCCAAAGGUGUGGAGCUGUUCACCAAGGUGUGUGACCACCUCAACCUGCUGGAGAGAGACUACUAUGGCCUGGCCAUCUGGGAGUCGCCCUCCAUGAAGACCUGGAUGGAUUUCACCAAGGAGAUCCGCAGACAGGUUCAAGGCACCAAUUAUGACUUCACCUUCAAUGUGAAGUUCUAUCCUCCUGACCCAGCCCAGCUUUCUGAAGACAUCACCAGGUACUACCUGUGUCUCCAGCUGCGUAAGGACAUCCUGGGGGGCCGUCUACCUUGCUCCUUUGUCACGCUGGCCCUUCUGGGUUCCUACGCACUGCAGUCCGAGCUGGGGGAGUACGACCCAGAGACACACGCACCAGACUACGCCAAGGACCUGAGGCUGGCCCCGGGACAAACCAAGGAGCUAGAGAAGAAAGUCAUGGCGCAUAAGACAUACAGGUCAAUGAGUCCAGCACAGGCAGACAUGGCCUUUCUGGGGAACGCCAAGAAACUAGCCAUGUACGGAGUGACCUGCACAGGCCAAGGUAAAAUGUCGUGUCAUAUCCAGAGUCAUAACCAGGCCAAGGAUCUAGAUGGAGUGGACAUUAUGCUGGGUGUUUGUUCUGGGGGUUUGAUGGUCUACAAGGACAAGCUGAGGAUCAACCGUUUCCCCUGGCCCAAAGUCCUCAAGGUCUCCUACAAACGCAGCAGCUUCUUCAUCAAGAUACGCCCCUCAGAGCUGGAGCAUUACGAAAGCGCCAUCGGUUUCAGACUGCCAAACUACAAGGCCUCCAAGAAGCUGUGGAAAGUGUGUGUGGAGCAUCACACCUUCUUCAGACUGACCUCGACUGAGGUGGCUACCACUCCCAGGAAGUUCCUAGCGCUGGGUUCUAAGUUCCGCUACAGUGGGCGGACCCAGGCCCAGACCCGCCAGGCCAGCUCUAUGAUUGACAGGCCAGCCCCCCUGUUCCAACGCUCGGCCAGCAAGAGGAACUCACGCAGCCUGGACGAAGCCAUGGUGUCCACUCCAGACAAGAGCACCCGUCCAGUCAGUGCUCCCAUUAUGUCCCCCGUCUCUCCRGGGGAUGCCGCCCCAUCCCCUGUGACCUCUGCCCUGCCCCGCAGUGAGCGGCGAGAAGCAUCCACCGCCCCGGGCCGCCAGUCACGCUCAGCAGAGAGGAAGAUCAAGGAAGAGACCAAGGUGGAAAGCAAGGUGACAGAGGUCUCCAAGACACAGAGCUCCAGACCACAGUCCACCCCAGAGUUCAAGAGGGAGGGAGCCAGGAGGAGCAGGCAUCAUGCCCCUGCAGUCACCACUACCACCAACGGGACAGAGAGAGAGAGAAAGAGCCAGCAUUCGCCCCGAGACAGAAGCGGCACGGAGACGGUGCGCGUGAAGAAGAAAAGAGCUAAGAAACUUGAGGGUCAAACUAUUUAUAUCAGGCAUAGCAAUUUAAUGUUGGAGGAUCUGGAUAAGACCCAUACAGAGAUCAUGCGUCACCACACCAGUAUCAGUGAGCUGAAGAGAAGCUUCAUGGAGUCUGUUCCGGAGCCGCGGCAGAGCGAGUGGGACAAACGCCUGUCCACCCACUCACCCUUCCGCACGGCCAGCAUCAACGGACAGCUGCAGUCAGGCACUGACGGGUCUAACGUGGUGAAAACACAGACAAUCACCAUCUCAGACGUGUCUAACUCCCUACGAGGAGACGUCUAUAACAAGGAGGUCCCCAURGUGCACACUGAGACCAAGACCAUUACCUACGAGUCAGCGCAGCCCGUAGACAGCAUGGCAGAGAGGGACUCUGGAGUGCUGCUGAGUGCCCAGACCAUCACCUCAGAGACAGUCAGUACAACCACCACCACUCAGAUCACCAAGACGGUGAAAAGGGGGGAUCUCAGAGACUCGCAUUGAGAAGAGGAUUGUGAUAACUGGAGACACAAGAGAUUGAUCAGCCAAGG